GACUGAGCACCUGAACUGAACUGUUUUAAGAAAUGUAUUACCUAAUAAGAUUUCAUGUGAAAUGAAAGUUGCUCAGUUGUGUCUGACUCUUUGCAACUGCAUAGACUAUAUUGUCCAUGGAAUUCUCCAGGCCAGAAUACUGGAGUGGGUGACCUUUCCCUUUUCCAGAGGAUCUUUCCAACCCAGAGAUCGAGGUCUCCUGCAUUGCAGGCGGAUUCUUUACCAACUGAGUCACAAGGGAAGGGAUCAAGACUCCAGGUCAUUUCAGUGAGCCUGGUACUUUCCAGAUCUCAUAGGAGGUGUGACAACUAUGUUAAUGUAGAAGUUGUCAUGAAUGCACUUGACAUUUUGAGAGUCCUGCAGCGUCUGUCAUGUGAAUGGUUUCUGAUGAUUAUUCUCAAGUAUGUACUGCUAAAAGUACUGAGGUGUUGCUUAGGUUCGUAAAUGGAAAGAAAUGCUUAAUUCAAUAACCAGUGUAAUGUCGUUGAGAAUAAAAAUAAUUGUUUUUUCCUUCCGAGUUCUUACUACAGGUUGUUCUAGACCAAGGUCACAAACUUUUCCUGUAACGCCAACAUGACAAAUACUUCGGACUCUGUUGGGUAGAUAGCCCCUGCUACAGCUAGUCAGCUCUGCCUCGUGAAAGCAGCCAGAGACAGUGCCUCGACCAGUGAUCAUGGCUGUGUUCCAGUAAGACUUGAUUUAGACAGAUGGAGAUCUGACCUUUGCCCAUGGCCAUUGUUUGCUGGUCCUUUUCUGGAGGAAAUUUCUUCUUGCCAAGACUCACUUAUCACUGUUGGUGACAGAGUCUCACUUUGGGCCUUAAUCACGGAUACUGCUGUUUGUUAUGCACAUGACUUGCUUAUCGUUCGUGUUUGGGUGCUGUGUUCAUCUUACGUUUCUUUUGCACUACAUUCAAUUUAGUGAACAUAUGCCUCAAGCCCUGCCGUCUCUGGUGUCUUAAGAUACAAAAAGAUGAUUAAGACAUACUGUCUGCCCUUACAGAACCUUAUAGUGGUUGGGGAGAUCAACACAUAAAUGGGUAACUUUACUGUUGUUAUUGCUAGAGUAGCUAUGCAUAAAAUGUUACUGGGUCCACAAACAGGACAAAAAUUAAUACCACAUUUCUUCUUCAGGUGACGUCUCAGUCCCUUGCACUCAGUCCUUUUUAUAGGAAAGAGUUUUCUCUUUUCAUGGCCCGAUGUAUCGGAAAAUCAAUCUAUAUCUAAAUAAAUGUUUUAUUUAAAAAGAGCAGAGAGUUUAGAAAUCAUAAGUGUCUAGAUUAUGGUCAUGGAGGGAUUAUUCACAGAUAGUGAUAGCAGAUUACUUUGGAUAUGCUUUGUUUCAGAAGAGUAGGUAUUAAUUUUCGGUUUCUCUUUCAAAUGAGGAGAGGUAAAGAUGACAUGUAAAACAUAGUCCUCUAAUCCGGGGGAGUGAAUUUUGUGUGAAGAGUGCAUUUCCACAGCUGGUGUAUGCUACCUUGGUUAAGAUCCUGUUCAUCAGGUUAUUCAGAGCUUCGCUUUGAGCAGCUCUUUCCUGUUACUAUCAGGGUCUCUGUGGCCAUGGGGUGUUUAUCUGCUGGGUUUACUCCAGUGGAUGGUGUUCACCUGAGCGUGAAGAGUUCACAGGCUACACCUGAGCUCCGUGGGGUAGACGUGCGAUCACUUGGUGGGCUCUGUCCUGGGCGGCGGGCGUGGAGGAUGACUGCCCUCGCCCUAGCUCACACCUAAACUGCAGGAAGCCUGAGGACUGAGUGUUUUUCCAUUGGUUGAAUGUCUUUAUCCACUGAGGUUUUGGGAUGUACUGCUGCGUGGUGGGCUAGUAGGAUUUGUAUGGUCAGGCCACUCACGAUGGCUGUUGUCUUGUCCUCUGUCCAUCCUCUGGCUGACCAGUGCUUGCUUCACCUGUACUUAGGUGUGGGACUGAUCUUCCUAGGUACUUGCCCCAGGCCCCAGCUGUGGACUGUUCUUAUCAAAGGGGUGGUGCACUCCUCCACUGGUUUCCAUGGUAACUAAUGAGCCCACCUGAAGUCAAUGUCAGUUCCUUUAUUACUGGUAAUCCACCCUCCCCCUCCACACUCCUCAGGGAGCGAAGAUGACUUAGGCCGCCAUGUCUUGCCCUCUGUGUACUGCUCGAGGUGGGGUGUUGCUCCAGGACCUUGCUUCAGACCUGUGCCUACGGCCCUGAGUACUGGGUCACGUCCAGCGUCAGCUGUGGGGGCCGUCAGCAGUCGCCUAUCGACAUUUCAGACCAGCACGCACGCAUCAGUGAGGAGUACCAGGACCUGCAACUUGAUGGCUUCGACAACGAGUCUUCUAACAAAACCUGGAUGAAAAACACAGGGAAAACAGUUGCCAUCCUGCUGAAAGACGACUAUUUUGUCAGCGGCGCUGGCCUGCCUGGCAGAUUCAAAGCUGAGAAGGUGGAGUUUCACUGGGGCCACAGCAAUGGGUCUGCCGGCUCUGAACACAGUGUCAACGGCAGGCGGUUUCCCGUGGAGAUGCAGAUUUUCUUUUACAAUCCAGAUGAUUUUGACAGCUUUCAAACCGCCAUUUCUGAAAACAGAAUAAUCGGAGCUAUGGCUAUAUUUUUUCAAGUCAGUCCAAGGGACAAUUCCGCACUGGAUCCUAUUAUCCACGGGUUGAAGGGCGUCGUCCAUCACGAGAAAGAGACCUUUCUGGAUCCUUUCAUCCUCCGGGACCUCCUGCCUGCAUCCCUGGGCAGCUAUUACAGGUACACAGGUUCUCUGACGACCCCACCGUGCAGCGAAAUUGUGGAGUGGAUAGUGUUCCGGAGGCCCGUCCCCAUCUCUUACCAUCAGCUCGAGGCUUUUUAUUCCAUCUUCACCACGGAGCAGCAAGACCACGUCAAGUCAGUGGAGUAUCUGAGAAAUAACUUCCGGCCACAGCAGGGCCUGAAUAACAGGGUGGUGUACAAGUCUGCCGUUCGUGACGCCUGGAACCACGACAUGACGGACUUCUUAGAAAACCCACUGGGGACGGAAGCCUCUAAAGUCUGCAGCUCCCCGCCCAUCCAUAUGAAGGUGCAGCCGCUGAACCAGACCGCGCUGCAGGUGUCCUGGGGUCAGCCGGAGACCAUCUACCACCCGCCCAUCAUGAACUACAUGGUGUCCUACAGCUGGACCAAGAACGAGGACGAGAAGGAGAAGACGUUCACCAAGGACAGCGACAAGGACUUGAAAGCCACCAUCAGCCACGUCUCCCCUGACAGCCUUUACCUGUUCCGGGUCCAGGCCGUGUGUCGCAACGACAUGAGGAGUGACUUCAGCCAGACCAUGCUCUUCCAAGCUAAUACCACUCGAAUAUUCCAAGGGACCAGAAUUGUCAAAACAGGAGUGCCCACAGCAUCGCCGGCCUCUUCAGCUGACAUGGCCCCCAUCAGCUCAGGCUCUUCCACCUGGACAUCCUCCGGCAUCCCCUUCUCCUUUGUCUCCAUGGCGACUGGGAUGGGCCCAUCCUCCAGCGGCAGCCAGGCGACCGUGGCCUCGGUGGUCACCAGCACGCUCCUGGCCGGCCUGGGCUUCAGCGGCGGAGGCAUCUCCUCCUUCCCCAGCACGGUGUGGCCCACGCGCCUGCCCACGGCCGCCUCGGCCAGCAAGCAGGCCGGCAGACCCGUCCUGGCUACAACCGAGGCCUUGGCCAGCCCGGGCGCCGACGGCGAUUCAGCACCCAGCAAGGAUGGCGAGGGCGCGGAGGAGAGCGAAAAGGACGAGAAGAGCGAGAGCGAGGACGGCGAGCGGGAGCACGAGGAGGAAGGCGAGAAGGACUCCGAGAAGAAGGAGCGGAGUGGGGUGACCCACGCCCCACGGGCGCGCAAUCACACCCAGCCCACCGCUGCGCCCUCGGCCCCCGGCACCACUGCCCAGGAGGGCGCGCAUCAGACUACAUCCGGGCGCGAGCGGGCCCACACUGCCAUCCCCACCGCCCGGCCCCAGGACGCCCUGGACCCCCUCUCGGUCACCCCCACCCAAGUGCCCCCCACAGUCACAGAGGAGCAGGACGAAGACAGUGAUCCUGCGAGGCCCGAGAUGCCAUCCAGGAAGCCUGUGCCCCCAGGGGACCGGUUUCCCGAGGACAGCAGGUUCCUCACUGUUAACCCAGCAGAGAAGAACACCUCUGGGAUGAUAAGCCGGCCUUCCCCGGGGAGGAUGGAGUGGAUCAUCCCUCUGAUUGUGGUGUCAGCCUUGACCUUCGUGUGCCUCAUCCUUCUCAUUGCUGUGCUCGUUUACUGGAGAGGGUGUAACAAAAUAAAGUCCAAGGGCUUUCCCAGACGUUUCCGUGAAGUGCCUUCUUCUGGGGAGAGAGGAGAGAAGGGGAGCAGAAAAUGUUUUCAGACAGCUCAUUUCUAUGUGGAAGAUAGCAGUUCACCUCGGGUGGUCCCCAAUGAAAGUAUUCCAAUCAUUCCUAUUCCGGAUGACAUGGAAGCCAUUCCUGUCAAACAGUUUGUUAAACACAUCGGUGAGCUCUAUUCUAAUAACCAGCACGGGUUCUCCGAGGAUUUUGAGGAAGUCCAGCGCUGCACGGCUGAUAUGAACAUCACUGCAGAACAUUCCAAUCAUCCAGAUAACAAGCACAAAAACAGAUACAUCAAUAUUUUAGCAUAUGAUCACAGUAGGGUGAAGUUAAGACCUUUACCAGGAAAAGACUCUAAGCACAGCGACUACAUUAAUGCAAACUAUGUCGAUGGUUACAACAAAGCGAAAGCCUACAUCGCCACCCAGGGACCGUUAAAGUCCACGUUUGAAGAUUUCUGGAGAAUGAUUUGGGAACAAAACACUGGAAUCAUUGUCAUGAUUACGAACCUUGUGGAAAAAGGAAGACGAAAAUGUGAUCAGUACUGGCCCACCGAGAACAGUGAGGAGUAUGGAAACGUUAUUGUCACCCUGAAGAGCACAAAAGUACAUGCCUGCUACACUGUUCGUCGUUUCUCAGUCAGAAAUACAAAAGUGAAGAAGGGGCAGAAGGGAAAUCCCAAGGGGCGGCAGAAUGAACGUGUAGUGAUCCAGUACCACUACACGCAGUGGCCCGACAUGGGAGUUCCGGAGUACGCCCUCCCAGUGCUGACCUUCGUGAGGAGGUCCUCGGCAGCCCGCACGCCGGAGAUGGGGCCUGUCCUGGUGCACUGCAGCGCUGGUGUGGGCCGGACAGGCACCUACAUCGUCAUUGACAGCAUGCUGCAGCAGAUAAAAGACAAAAGCACAGUCAACGUCCUGGGGUUCCUGAAGCAUAUCAGGACUCAGCGCAACUACCUCGUCCAGACUGAGGAGCAGUACAUUUUCAUCCACGAUGCCUUGUUGGAAGCCAUUCUUGGAAAGGAGACUGAAGUGUCUUCCAGUCAGCUGCACAGUUACGUUAAUAGCAUCCUCAUACCAGGAGUAGGAGGCAAGACACGACUGGAAAAACAGUUCAAGCUGGUCACACAGUGCAAUGCAAAAUAUGUGGAAUGCUUCAGUGCUCAGAAAGAGUGCAACAAAGAAAAGAACCGAAACUCUUCAGUCGUGCCAUCUGAACGUGCUCGAGUGGGUCUUGCACCGUUGCCUGGAAUGAAAGGAACGGACUACAUUAAUGCUUCUUAUAUCAUGGGCUAUUACAGGAGCAAUGAGUUUAUUAUAACCCAGCACCCUCUGCCGCACACCACCAAGGACUUCUGGAGGAUGAUUUGGGAUCACAACGCGCAGAUCAUCGUCAUGCUGCCGGACAACCAGAGCUUGGCUGAAGAUGAGUUUGUGUACUGGCCCAGUCGAGAAGAAUCCAUGAACUGUGAGGCCUUUACCGUCACCCUUAUCAGCAAAGACAGACUGUGCCUCUCUAAUGAAGAGCAAAUCAUCAUCCAUGACUUUAUCCUUGAAGCUACACAGGAUGACUAUGUCCUCGAAGUUCGACAUUUCCAGUGUCCCAAAUGGCCCAACCCGGAUGCCCCCAUCAGCAGUACUUUCGAGCUUAUCAACGUCAUUAAGGAAGAGGCCUUGACAAGGGAUGGCCCCACCAUUGUCCAUGAUGAGUACGGCGCGGUUUCAGCAGGAAUGUUGUGCGCUCUCACCACCUUGUCCCAGCAACUGGAGAAUGAAAAUGCCGUGGAUGUGUUCCAGGUUGCAAAAAUGAUCAAUCUGAUGAGGCCUGGAGUAUUUACAGACAUUGAACAGUACCAGUUUGUCUACAAAGCGAUGCUCAGCUUGGUCAGCACUAAAGAGAACGGAAAUGGCCCCAUGACAGUGGACAGAAACGGUGCUGCUCUCACCGCGGACGAGUCGGACCCUGCCGAGAGCAUGGAGUCGCUGGUGUGACUGAAAUCGUGAAAGAGUGCUUCAUUUGUAAACCUUCUGAAGACUGAGAACUUUCUUGAGGCCUUUUUUUUGCCAGACUCUAGGUCUAGGUUAUAUGAUAACCCAGUUACUUUUUUACACUGAUAAAAGUUUUGAUAUUUAUUUUUUGCCAUUUUAUGUCUUAAUGGUAUCCUACUGAGCAUUUGCACCUCUGUUCAUUUCCCACAGUGAGACGCGGUUUUACCUCGUUUGCACUAUCUGAUCAGUGUUACUGCCUAUAAUCUGAUACUACAGCAAACCCUGACGUGACAUUCCACGACACCAUACAUGCUACUUUUUAAUUCAGUAUAGUGAAGGUCUUUGUUAGGACAGUGACUCUUGAUUUUUUUUUAAUUAUUAUUACUCUUGCUAAAGCAGCUGCAUCCUCCCAGCAGGCAAUGCUGUCCUUUUCCUCAGUCCUCUCCUGUUUUUUAAGGCACUGCUCAGUACUUCUGUAUGCCUUCUGUGUUUUAAUGGAGUGGAUGAGCAGUUUUCUUUUAAAGAAUAGUGGGUGGGGGGAGCUACUCUGAAGGUCUGUCCGUGUCCUGGCCUUGAGAGAGUCCCAUUUGUGAUGGUGAAGGUGUCCAUUAAGAAACAAGAAGGUUUAAGAGUCAUCUGAUGUGAACAUCACUUCCUAGUUUCAAAGUUAUAUUCCUAGCUUUAAACAAUGCCCAACUGUGUCGAAAUAAAGGCUAUCUCUGUAUUACAGUUUUCACAGUAGCUAUGUGGACAGUGUGUGUGUUAUUUCCAUUUUGACUCUCUGAAAUAGUUAUAUCCCUGCCCCCCAAAUCAGGGCCAUCUUUUACAAAAGAGAGGUGGCAGUAUUUUACAUAACUCCAGUUAUAAAACGCUUUAGUGAGUCUUCAUUAAUGCCUCAUGGUUUAUAAUUUCAUACCUCUUGGCAGGUGGAAUAAUGCAAAUCUUGGCAGGUGUGUAAUUUUGAAAGUAGUCCUAGAAAAUAUUACUAUUACUCAUAUAGCAAUCUAAUAAAAACUACCUAUAGAGUUAACAUUCUUACAUUCUUUUCUUUCCUUUUUUUUUUGUCAAAUAUUUCAUGAUAAAGCUCAUUAAUUACAUGCAUUCUUCUACUUAAACUGAAAAUAUUGUAUUAAUUAGCAAAAAGUCUUGGGACCAUCUAGGUUCCUCCACAUGGAGAAAUCUGACUUGGAGAGAGACAAUUAGAAUCUUGAGUGAAAGGUAACAGUGACAUUUUCAAAGAGUUUUAACAGUAGGAGACAGCUUUGUACGCUUUUAUGUAUUUUAGCCUCAAAAACAGGUUCACUUCAGUAAGAGAGACUGCUCCUAGGGACUCAGAGCCCAGGGAAGUAAUUUCCCAGAGCCACAUUCACCCUGCCAUCCAUCGUGGGAAAAUCAGCGUUCACAAGAAAUUUCAGUUCAGCAAGUUAGAAAGAUAAGCUACUUACUGAGAUCCGUUUCUUCUGGUGCAUAUUUGCUUUUGAGAGGUGACUUCUGUCAGAAGUUAAGCCAUCACCAGGACUGAGCCUGUGAAGAGGAAAAGGGUUUUGGUGGUUUUUACUUUUUUAUGUCAGUAAACAUCAACCAACAGGUCACACUGGCUAUGACCAUACUGUCUGGCUAGGCAUUAAAACAUCCGUGAUAAGCAGCACUGAGACUCUGUUUAUCCUGAGUUGAUUUUCCAUGAAGUUUGUCAGAGCGGAGCUCAAAGGACCAAAGCUGCUGAGGCCUCCUGGCCCGGGGUUUCUAACACACGGGCCAGGUCAGCCAAGUUUUCAUAAACAACGUAACUUGCCAGGAUUCAUCUCAUCUUCUCAUCGCACAGAUUCAGCCACACAGGGUAGUCCACUCCUCACGAACUGUGAGGGCUUGGCUUGCUUGAGAAAAUGUGAACAGGAGAGCCCAGCUGUGUGUGGUGGAGGACACAGGCUCGCUCACCAUCCCUCCGCUCCCAUUGGAGGUGACGUGCGGAGCCUCUGCCUGACACCUGAGGGAAAAUCCUGACCUCACCAACUCUACCGCCAUGGGCUGGCUGAGGGAGACCAGGAAGGGGAAGGUUUCAGCACGGUUUCACCUCCUCGUGGCAAGAGCUAGGUCACUGUAGUCCAUUACGGAGCUCACUUCAGCUGCACAGAAUGUUGACAUGAGCUGACUCUCCUCAGUAUAUGGCACAGUGGACCUGACUUUCAGAAGUAACAUUCAGGUUGGGGUUUGUGGUCCCUCUAAUUUUUUCAGGACACAUGGCAAGUAUUCCCUUCUGUGCUAUUGUUCACUCAGUCGUGUCCGAGUCUUUACAACCCCAUAGACUGCAGCCCGCCAGGCUUCCCUGUCCUUCACUAUCUGUGCUAUUACAGAGGGCCCAAUUCAUGGACAUUGAUACCCUCCAAUUCUGUGACCGUCUCUUCCAUGGGUAUCAGAAUCAUGAUAAAAGAGAGAGAGAGGUUGGAGAUAAAACAGAAACAUCACAAGGAUGGCUUAGAAUUCCUCUGUGAGCAUUUGAGUGUCUGUAGUGGGCUUGAACCAAAGUCUAAAAACCCUAACCCACUGAACCACAAGCAACUGCUGUUUGCCCAUCUUGCCAAAAUGGUCCAAACACACUUCACGGAGGAUAGUCAUAGUCAGCAGUUCCUCACUUUGACUAUAGAGUGCAUUCUAUAAUUCUUCAUAUGGCAUUGGCAAAUAUACGCUUGUAUCUUUCCAGAGGCAAAGAGUUUCAAAGAUGGUGUUUUCUUUGAGACAGAAGCGCAUUGGUUAACUAAACAAUCAUUUAGCCCAUGCACUCAGGAGGAAAGGAAAUAGCUAUUGCAAAUUACUGUGUGCUGUGUUAUAAAAAUAAGCUUUCAGAGUGUAUGAGUUCUAGGUAAGCAGAAGGCACACAUUCAGAAUGAAUUGCAGAGAUCAGAGAAAACACACCUUAUUGCCACCAAGAACCUACAUGCCUCUAAAAGUUACAAUACUGUCUUUUAUAUUUUAAAAAAAGUUUCCUUCUGAAAUUCAAGAUGAUUAAGAUGAGGUGAAUUGCGUUUCCUAAUUUUUAUGCCUUGGAGCUUUCAGAGUCAAUUUCAAGUUGAAAAGUUCAGCAAGGUCAGAGAUGAUUCUGGCAUUUAGGGUCUGGUGGCUGGAGGUUUUAGCCCGGAGUGACAUAUUGAAAUCAACAGAUAACCUUAAUUAUUUUAUAAUGACACAGCACAACUGCCUUGUUAGGAAUUUUCUUAAACGCAUAUAUACUGUAUUUAAAACUUAAAAUAUAGAUACCAAUUUACCAAAGACACAUACUAAUUGUAAGCAAAAAAAUUUAAGAAAGAAACCCAAACUCAUCAUAAUUUAGGAAAUAAUAAUCAAAAACGUAGUUUGUCAUAAGAAUCUAGCAAGUUAUAUUGGGAAAUAGCACUUCCAACUCCUAAGUCCUAGAGUUUAUGUUCAAAUGGUGCCAGUGAAUUUUUAUAUGAAGGGAAAAUGCCUGCUUUUUUUUUUUUGUUAAACAGCUGUAAUCUCACUUGCCCCUCUGCGCUUGCCCACAGCUGCCAUCUAACAUACAAUAUUGGCUUCACUUAUCUCUAGAAAGGCGGCAUGCGACAAAUCGGAAGGAGUUGUAAGAAUGGUAUUUGGCCUCUACUUUGUCUUAGCUGUUAAACUGUUUUUAGUAUUUUUGUUAAAUAUUUGCAAAGGGAAGCAUUUUCUACAGAGGAUAAUUAAUUUCAAGAAAAAGAAUCUUGAGUUUUAAGAAAUAAAACAUCUCCAGAAAAGGAGACAAACGAUUUUAUAAAAUGUCGCAACUCUCCAACAUUUGGGGUGGUGACUCCUUUUUUGUUAGGACAUUUGAAACUAGCAAGUAGCCAUUGUUUCUUAAAAAAAGGAAAAAAAAAAUUCAGCCUUUGUGUGGAUUCACGUUUCUUUCACUUCAUUUUGAAAUAGCGAAAAUCAUUAAAACUGUAAAUAUUUUGUUGCUUGGAUAAGCAUCUUCUGGGAACUUUGUAUCUAUGGUAUAUAAUCAUAGAAUUUUAUAUUUUCAUAUAAAGCUAAUUUUUUUCUAGUUUCAAUUCUGUCAUAGUUUUUUUUGGUUUUGUUUUUCUUUUUUCCUUUGUAGUGGAUAUGUGAAUUCAACUUUCUGUGUAUUGAAGUAGCAGGAACCAUCUUUGCAUUCCAAAAGAAUCCAACACGUGUUAUUUCUUUGAGGCAGUGAUUGUGACCGUUGGGUUUCCUUUUAUAAUGUCAUUGACCAUUUGUGCAAUAGGAAUUAGACAUAAUUAGUCACACUGAAUACAUGUGUUGCAUUGACCCAUUUGGAUAAAGUGCUGUUUUUGUUUUUUUUUUUUAAUUUGUUCGGGGGGAGGGGUUUUGUAACCUGAAAUUUUUCCCUUUUUUUCUUCUGUUUAAAAGUAUAUCAAAUCAUUCUAUUAUAGUGUUAUUUAAUAUGUAAAUUGUAUUGCUAUACAUAAAAUAAAGUAUGGUUUUUGAUGUA
Messenger RNA from Bubalus bubalis (water buffalo), 10757 nucleotides. RefSeq names its product protein tyrosine phosphatase receptor type G (gene PTPRG). Gene Ontology annotation, biological process: protein dephosphorylation. Bases 2327 to 6301 code for a protein of 1324 amino acids. The transcript is spliced from 29 exons. The record is from RefSeq and is a predicted model, not a curated record. Gene Ontology annotation, molecular function: protein tyrosine phosphatase activity; protein binding. Lineage: Eukaryota; Metazoa; Chordata; Mammalia; Artiodactyla; Bovidae.